GCUACCUCUCAAUACCGCCACCUCCCAACACUGCCAUCUCCCGAUACCCACAUCUCCCAAUACUGCUACCUCUCAAUACCACCACCUCCAACACCACCAUCUCCAACACUGCCACCUCCAACACCACCAUCUCCAACACCGCCACCUCCAACACCGCCGUCUCCCGAUACCUCCACCUCCGGACACCCCCACCUCCUGACCCACCCACCUCCCAACACCAACACCUCCCGACACACCCACCUCCCGACACCCCCACCUCCCAAUACCAACACCUCCCGACACCCCCACUUCCCGACACCCCCACCUCCCGACACCAACACCUCCCAACACCAACACUUCCCCACACCCCCACCUCCCAACACUAACACCUCCUGACACCCCCACCUCCCGACACCCCCACCUCCCAACACCAACACCUCCCGACACCCCCACCUCCCGACACCAACACCUCCCGACACCAACACCUCCCGACACCAACACCUCACGACACCCACACCUCCCGACACCAACACCUCCCGACACCAACACCUUCCGACACCCCCACCUCCCGACACCGCCACCUCCCGAUACCCGCAUCUCCCGACACCACCAUCUCUGGCAUUAAGUUCCUGGUGCAUUUUGGAGGGGACGCACCCAACCAGAGCAGAGACCUGUGAGUGUCCAUCACUCGCACAUUGUCAUACACUAGUUGCCAUGUCCAUGGAUGACUUCUGCCGCCCUCACCCUCUGGGCAUCAGUCAUCCUGCCGUGACUCCGAACCUUCCCUCCUUGCCUGUCUUCUUACUGAUUUGUUUCUGUCCGUGUGCAUGAGGCUUCUGUCUUAUUCCCGGGUUAUCAUUCAUUAUCAUUUAUCCCAGUGCUCAAAUCGUCCCACAUGGACCCUCAGGAGUCCCUCCGAACAAUCCCUGUGUCCUUGUAAUGCACCUGCUGUCCUCUGAACCUGCUCUUACUGUGGGGCACAUGGUACCGCAGGCUCGGCCUCUGAGCCCGCGCUUACUGUGGGGCGCGCGGUACCGCAGGCUCGGCCUCUGAGCCCACUCUUACUGUUGGACAUGUGAUGUCGCAGGCUCGUCCCAUGCUCUCCCUGCCCCAGCCCUCAGAUGCUCCAUUUCUUGGAGGAGACCUGGCGCCUUUGAGUGGAGGGUGACUUAGGCACCGGAUGUGUUCACCACUGCCAGGGAGCAGCAUUCCUGGGCACCGUUAACAGUUAGGAAGCAGACACGCAUCUCUGCACCACACAUGGACACACACACUCUUCUAUUCUGUGUCUGUAUAUCAAAUCCACAAGUGCAGCGGGGCAUGCCGGCACACACCUGAGGUCCCAGCCACUCGGGAGGCUGAGGCAGGGGGAUUGCUUGAGUCUGGGAGUUCAGGGCCACAGUGAACGUGAACUAUGCAUUCGUGAACUAUCCAUUGCAGCCUGGGCAACAGAGCAAGACCCUUUUUCUAAAAAAAUAAAAACUUCCAGGAGUCCACUUUGCAGCUUCUCUUCCAGUCCAGCGCUGCUGGGCCCCCCAGCUGUCUCCCUUGCUGUCCUUUAACUCCCGUCUCCGACCGCCAGCCGUCACUCCUGGGUGACACACUGUCGAGAUGGAGAGCUGCUGUUUGAAGGCCCGUGGUCCUUGGAAAGGACGAUGUGCAGGUCCCGGGAGGCCUCCCCCUCAUGCUGCAGUCACUCGGCAGACAAUUGCCAGGCCCACGCUGGUGCUGGGGUACAAACGGGAAGGCGGGGGCUCUGCCGGCCACAGGACUCUCAGCUCCCUCAUCACCACCCACACCCACGGGCUGGCCUCCCAAAAUUUCCCCCAUCUGCCUCUGGCCCCCCAACCGGAUCAUUCUUUCCACCCUUGCCUCCCUGGGGUCCCCGUGAGCUCCCGAUCAUUCUUUCCACCCCUACUGCCCUGGGGUCGGGGUGAGCUCCCAAUCAUUCUUUCCACCCUGACCGCCCUGGGGUCGGCGUGAGCUCCCGAUCGUUCUUUCUACCCCUACUGCUCUGGGGUCCGUGUGAGCUCCGGAUCAUUCUUUCCACCCUGACUCCCCUGGGGUCGGAGUGAGCUCCCGAUCAUUCUUUCCACUCUGACCGCCCUGGGGUUGAGGUGAACCAGUCUUUGCAUUGAAGCUGCAAGCCUGAGGCACGGUGGCCCUGGCGUCUCCCGAGCCAUGAGUGGCCGGGCCACCCUUCCCGCCACCCUCCUCCCUUCACACAUGAGGAGGGCUCCCCGAGGACUUUCUGAACUCCCUGGAGAAGAUGGAGGACGGCAAGUUGAAGGUCACCCUCAAGUACCCCCAUUACUUCCCCCUCCUGAAGAAAUGCCACGUGCCUGAGACCAGGAGGAAAGUGGAGGAGGCCUUCAACUGCCGGUGCAAGGAGGAGAACUGCGCUAUCCUCAAGGAGCUGGUGACGCUGCGGGCCCAGAAGUCCCGCCUGCUGGGGUUCCACACGCACGCCGACUAUGUCCUGGAGAUGAACAUGGCCAAGACCAGCCAGACCGUGGCCACCUUCCUAGAUGAGCUGGCGCAGAAGCUGAAGCCCCUGGGGGAGCAGGAGCGUGCGGUGAUUCUGGAGCUGAAGCGUGCGGAGUGCGAGCGCCGGGGCCUGCCCUUCGACGGCCGCAUCCGUGCCUGGGACAUGCGCUACUACAUGAACCAGGUGGAGGAGACGCGCUACUGCGUGGACCAGAACCUGCUCAAGGAGUACUUCCCCGUGCAGGUGGUCACGCACGGGCUGCUGGGCAUCUACCAGGAGCUCCUGGGGCUGGCCUUCCACCACGAGGAGGGCGCCAGUGCCUGGCAUGAGGACGUGCGGCUCUACACCGCGAGGGACGCGGCCUCGGGGGAGGUGGUCGGCAAGUUCUACCUGGACCUGUACCCGCGGGAAGGAAAGUACGGGCACGCGGCCUGCUUUGGCCUGCAGCCCGGCUGCCUGCGGCAGGAUGGGAGCCGCCAGAUCGCCAUCGCGGCCAUGGUGGCCAACUUCACCAAGCCCACAGCCGACGCGCCCUCGCUGCUGCAGCAUGACGAGGUGGAGACCUACUUCCAUGAGUUUGGCCACGUGAUGCACCAGCUCUGCUCCCAGGCGGAGUUCGCCAUGUUCAGCGGGACCCACGUGGAGCGGGACUUUGUGGAGGCGCCGUCGCAGAUGCUGGAGAACUGGGUGUGGGAGCAGGAGCCGCUGCUGCGGAUGUCGCGGCACUACCGCACAGGCAGCGCCGUGCCCCGGGAGCUCCUGGAGAAGCUCAUUGAGUCCCGGCAGGCCAACACAGGCCUCUUCAACCUGCGCCAGAUCGUCCUCGCCAAGGUGGACCAGGCCCUGCACACGCAGACGGACGCAGACCCCGCCGAGGAGUAUGCGCGGCUCUGCCAGGAGAUCCUCGGGGUCCCGGCCACGCCAGGAACCAACAUGCCUGCAACCUUCGGCCAUCUGGCAGGUGGCUACGACGCCCAGUACUACGGGUACCUGUGGAGCGAGGUGUAUUCCAUGGACAUGUUCCACACGCGCUUCAAGCAGGAGGGUGUCCUGAACAGCAAGGUUGGCAUGGAUUACAGAAGCUGCAUCCUGAGACCCGGCGGUUCCGAGGAUGCCAGCGCCAUGCUGAGGCGCUUCCUGGGCCGUGACCCCAAGCAGGACGCCUUCCUCCUGAGCAAGGGGCUGCAGGUCGGGGGCUGCGAGCCCGAGCCGCAGGUCUGCUGAGGCCUGGCACUGCGACUGCCCAGUCUGGCCUGCGCUCCCGCCGCCCUGGUGCCUUAGCCCCCGGCACAGGAUGGGGCAGGCUCUGGCACAGUGCCUGGGACUGGCAGGGUGGCUGAGCGGCUGUCUUGCCUCUUGUCAUUGUCUGUCCCCACCCGGUCGUGGCCCACCCGGCUAGAGACGGCGUCCUCAAGGCAUCUGGAGGGCUUUCGUGGCUGCCAGGGCCUGGUCUUUGUUGCACUAACACGUCUCCUCUCUGGGAAACGUCCCUUGUCAGGAGACGGCUCUUCUUUGAAAUGAGGUCAUUAAAAGGAAACAGAAAAAGAGAGAGGCUCCCUGGCCUGGUCACUGGCUCCUGCGCUUUUUUGGUCCGAGGACGGUGGGACGGCGGGUCAGGGUCCAGCCCUCGGGCUGUUGCCACACCAGGCCCUGGAUUGGGGCUCAGGUCCUUGUGGGGGCGGGGGGUGGGGGAGUAAAGGGCUGGGAACCAGUUCUGCCAGCCAGGCCGGCCUGGGGGGUCUGAGAGACUUCGGCUUCCUGCAUGCUUCUCACCUGUUGUCAUUCUGGAACAUUCCCCCCGCCCUGCUCAGCUCUGGCCAUCAAGGACCAGGCUCCACUGGUCAGAGAGUCUGGAAAGUCAGGGCAGGCCCUGUGCGCACAGGCAGCCGGGGCGGGGCUGGGGGUCAGCAGCUGCCCACCCUCUCAUCCACAGGGGAAGGCCGGGCUCACUCCAGCUUCCUAGGCAGAGUCUCUGGGGGUUCCUGUUGGACACAAGUGAACCAGGUGAACCAGGGCAGCUGCUGGAAGCUCGGCCAUGGCCCUCAUCCUCAUGGCCUUGGGGACUGCCUGUGCCUGCCCUCCCUGGCGGCCCCACUCCCCUGGCUGUGGGCAACAUGGCAAAGUCUUGAUCGGGGGUGCAGGGUCGGGGGGGCGCUUCCUGGACCCUCCAACAGUGCUCAGAGAUGCCUCAGGGAUAGCUGUCGGCUGUGUCCCCACCUCCCGAGCAAGACAAGUGGAUGCUCCCCGUCUCUUCAGUCCCAGUGCUCUGAUGUUUUCUCCCGCGACUGUGAGUUUCUCAGGAGCCCCCCUCGUGCCCUGGGAGCGUCCCUCCCCAGUCUUAGUCCUCCACGAAGGACGCUGGUCAGCAGAACCUGUGACCCUGCUUCCCGAGGCCUAUGGGUGGCCAGACAUCCGCCUCGUCCUCACCUCCAUUUGGACAGGACUCCGAGGGCUGUGCCAUCUGCUUCAGCCCCUCCUGUCCCAUUCCCACCCAGCCCAGGUCAGUGUGGCUGUGGCCACUGCCAUGGGGCCUGCUUUGCACCUUACGCACGCCUGGCUCUGCUCCAUGCACCUGCUUCUGUGUCUUUCCAACUCUGGGGGCUAAGGGGUGAGUCUUGUCUUUGCAGAGCUGGACGGCACAGCCUGUGGCCAGGAGGGUUAUGCCAGCGAGGCGGGAAUCCAUAAGUGGGAACACCACAGUGGUCACGUUUCAGAUACUCACAGCUCAGAGCGGGUCCCAUAGCUUGCACCUGAAGCCCCAACUACUCAGGAGGCUGAGGCGGAAGGAUUGCUUGAGCCCAGGAGGGCAAGGCCAGCCUGGGCAACGUGGCAAGACCCCAUCUCUAAAAAAAAUAAGUUCGGUGGGUGUGGGGCCAGUGCCUGUGGUCUGUUUUUUGGGAGGCUGAGGCAGGAGGAUCGCUUGAGCCUAGGAGGUCAAGGCUGCAGUAAGCCGUGAUCCCACCACUGCACUGCAGCCUGGGCAACAGAGCAAGACUGUCUCUAAAAUAACAAUAAUAAUAAAAUACCUGGGGUUCAGAAAAGAAAAGCUGGAAGGCAAAGCCGACCGCACUGGGCAGAGGUGGAGAUGGCAAGUCUGGGGGCUCCCUCAUCUUCCCCUGCCCCGAGCCCUCAGGUGGCCUCCACCUGGUCCCCAGCGAAGUCCCAGUUGUGCAAGAGCACCCCAGCUGGGCCCUGGGCCAUCACAGCCUUGUCACACACACAGCCUGGCCCAUCACAGCAGAGCUGGGGUCACAGCCUUGGGCUGCUGGGCCGUGGGCGGAUGGCCUGGACCAUCCACACCCCACUCCCCUGGAAGUCACCAACUGGGCUUAGUUGCCGGAUACCCCAGGCAGCCCCCCGCGGUGCUUCGCAAGUUGGGCCGCCUCCCCCAGCAUGUCCCCUGCUCUGUGGACACCCAGGGAUGUGGAGGUAGUAGCACAGAGUCUCGGUCCAGGGCCCUGUUCCCCAGGGAGCUGGGCGUCCUCAGAGCCUUCCCAAAUGCCCACACCGGGGGCACCCGGGUUUCCCCAAACACUCCAGGACAGAGCGGGGGCUUUGAUCACAGGGAGGGGGCUGCAGAGCUGCUGUGUCUCCUGGCUCCUCUGCCCCAUGCUCCCCACUCAGGGCUCCAGCAGUGGGCUCAGAGGACAGUGUGGCAUUAGCAUCCCCUGCCCGUCCAGGUUGUCACUCUCCUUGGCCCCUUGCUGCUCCCCAGUGGAAAAAAAAGGGGGAAAUAAAGAAUCGUAAAAAAUACA
This is a messenger RNA of Homo sapiens (human), 6222 nucleotides long. RefSeq names its product thimet oligopeptidase 1 (gene THOP1). The record is from RefSeq and is a predicted model, not a curated record. Lineage: Eukaryota; Metazoa; Chordata; Mammalia; Primates; Hominidae. Gene Ontology annotation, cellular component: cytoplasm. Gene Ontology annotation, molecular function: metalloendopeptidase activity; metallopeptidase activity. The coding region runs from base 2249 to 3691 and encodes 480 amino acids. Gene Ontology annotation, biological process: proteolysis. The transcript is spliced from 10 exons.